Messenger RNA from Eremomyces bilateralis CBS 781.70, 846 nucleotides. RefSeq lists its product as uncharacterized. The record is from RefSeq and is a predicted model, not a curated record. The transcript has a single exon. The coding region runs from base 102 to 590 and encodes 162 amino acids. NCBI's taxonomy places the organism in Eukaryota, Fungi, Ascomycota, Dothideomycetes, Eremomycetales, Eremomycetaceae.
GUACGCCUUCGGGUGCUUAGCUAGAUCGUUCCUCCCCAUCAUAGCAAUGGAAUGGAAGUCCAACCAAUCUGUUUCCUGCCUCUUUUGACGUGAUAUGUGAUAUGGAUGCAGUAUCUCGAUCGGCAACCAGUGGUUCGUUUGUGUUGGUAAGGUCCUUCACGCAGCCCGGAAUAUCGAUGUUCAUUGUUGUGGGAAUGCCGACGUUCGUUGUUGUGCUCAGAACUGCAUGCUUCCGCGAACAGUAUAACGCAGGUUACGUGAACAUCCCACCCACGAUUGUGGAACGAUUUGCUGAUGAAAACCCAAUCUCGUAUCGGCCGCAUCUCACACUUUUUGUGCGCUCGUCCCAAUAUUCGGCCGGGUGGUCGCACUUUUCGCUCGUCUCGCGCUUGUCUCCGCACCUGUGCUGGGUGGCUCACUUGAUGCUUGUCUCGCGCUUGUCUCACAAUUUUUUUGGUAGGCGGUCUUACUACGCACUCAUUUCGUCAGUUUGCUCUAUGUUCUUACUCUGCACUCAUCUGAUUGAUUUAGCAACGCGUUUUCACUUCACGCCACUCUCUCAACAAGCCAUGUCGGGCAGCGAUACCUAACAUCCUAGUCCACAUAGAGUGAUAGGGAUAUCUCGAAUUCAUUCCUGCUUCGAUUCUGCGCUAUGAGUGUCAUCGAGCUGAUGGGAGUCCUGUCCACUAGUGCUGAUUGAGCAACACAAUGAAGGGGGUGGCAGUGUAAAAUGUGGCGCAGGUCGUUCAAGGGAGUCGAUGAUGUCGGACUGAAGUGACGGGACCUCAGCCGGGCGAGAAUGAUGCAGCAAUGAGGUAUGUGGCGUAGUAGGGGAUUAGGGGGGGG